AUGGCAAUAUCACAAAGCCCACGAAAAAGGUUUCUUCGUCGAAGAUCCACUCCUCAUUCCCAAGGAAGUGUUUCCAAUAAAUCUAUUCAAAUUUUGUCUGCAAGUUUGGAUAACAACGACAAAAAUAACCACUUAAAAACUGAUAGUGAUAGUGGUGAUCAUUUUAUAUCAGAGAAAAAGAUCUCGGUAAUUGACAAUAACUUGGAUAGUGAAAACUUUGAUAUAAAAAAUGCAGAACUUCAUUUGGUUAAAAGUUUAGAUUCAAACAGUUCAAAAAGAAAAAAACUAUUUGAAGUCAGAAAUGAGAACGUUGAGAAUGUUGAACUAGUUCGAACAAAAUCUGAGAGUUCUUAUCACAAAGAGUCCAUAAUUGCUGAUGAAGACUUGAACAUGCUUCUUAAUUAUUUCAAUUUAGAAAGAAGAACUCAAGAAAAGGAUUUCAUACCAAAUAAUAAUCAAACUGAUCAAGAAAAUGUUAAUCCAAAGGAAAAGAGAAAACAUUUUAUUGAUAAAGUUGUUGAUGAAAGUAAUUGUGCACCAAAAAAAGUUUCAAAAGUAAUUGAAGAAGAACCACUAAAAGAAAUUAUUAAUAAUGGUCCUGAAAAAAUUAACGCUUCUGAAAAAUUGAUAAAAAACGAUGAAAAUCUCAAAAUAGCUAACACUAAUAAUCUAAAAAUAACACAAUUAAGACUCAGAGAUAGAAUUUCUUAUUUUUUUGGCUUUAAAAAAACUGAAAAUAAAAAGACUGUGGGUCCUAUUCUUACUGGCACUGAAAAAGACAACGAAGAAGACUCAAUAGAUGAUUCAGAUAAAGAAUCAAAUUUUUCUUUUAAAAAUUCUUCACUUAGACAUAAUAAAACCAAACAAGCUGGAAACUUUGCUAAUUUACCUGCGUUGUUUGAGAAUAAUGAAGAAAAAUUGCAUAAAGAAGCUCACUUGUUUAAGUAUAUCAAAUUUCCUUCCUCAAAAUUAGUUUUGUUGGAUAAUGCCAAUAGAGAUUCAUUUAUAACUCAAUCACUAAUAAUUAAAAACAACUUGAAUGGAGUAUAUUGUUUAGGUUUUCCUUGGGUUGUUUGGAAUGAUUACUUGUGUGAAGACUGUGGAUCAAGACCAACGACGUCUGCGACAACAACAUUCAUUAAUGUUAACAGUUCGCUGAAGACUAAAAGAAAAUUGCAUGCAGAGGAAACGAUAGAAACAAAAAAGGAUUUAGAUUUUUUCAUUCAAAAGCAAAAAAAAUUAGUCAAUCAUAAAAAAUUUCAUUUGCACAUUUUUAGAACUCAUAUUAAACCAAGAAGAACAGAACCAAGGUUAAAUGGCUCUGGUACAAUAAUUUUUCAAAUUAAUGACGGACUUGAAUUUUCAUUUUGGAAAAAAAUUCUACAAAUAAUUUUAGAAGACAAGUUAUUUGGCCCUUUGACAGCACAAAAUCAAGAAUCUAUAUGUGGAAUAUCAUGGAAAAAUAAAAAAUUGUAUUCUAUAUGUUCGUUAUGGCUUUAUCCAAAUGGUCAAUAUAGUAAUGAAAAAGUAAUAAAACUUUGUGAAGAUAUUAAAGACCUACUUCCAGAUGAUUUAAAACCCUUUAUUGAUUCUGCAAGAUACGUUCAUAACAAUACACUUGAAAUUGAUGUGUUGUACAAUGAAUGCUAA
Ascoidea rubescens DSM 1968 is the source of this 1650-nucleotide messenger RNA. RefSeq lists its product as uncharacterized. Gene Ontology annotation, biological process: translational initiation. NCBI's taxonomy places the organism in Eukaryota, Fungi, Ascomycota, Saccharomycetes, Ascoideales, Ascoideaceae. The record is from RefSeq and is a predicted model, not a curated record. Gene Ontology annotation, molecular function: RNA binding; translation initiation factor activity. Bases 1 to 1650 code for a protein of 549 amino acids. The transcript is spliced from 3 exons.